AUGAAUGAGUGGGUGGGCUCCGAUAUCAAUGUGGUGGGACCGCUACAAAUCCCACCCACCGAUGAAUUCUCCAUCUCAGAAAGCUCCCAUUUGUUUGAUAUUCUGGCAGAUCAGAGCAGUCCUCUGCUACAAGACCCUGACAUGUUACCAUUCACCAGCUACCCGGGCAUACAGUACUCUAGCAUGGAGCCAACUGUGCCCACACCGUAUUACUGCAGUCAGAACUACUAUCCCCAGUACAGUGGAGAAGAAUGGUACUCCCACACUGGGCUGUAUGAACUCAGGAAGACAACACUCGAGGUCAGCUAUGACAGUGAAAGGGAGGAAGUCUCUGCAGUCAUGCCUGCUGUGUGCAAGAGGGCCCGGCACAUGUCACAGACUGGACGCAUCAAAGGGGAGGAGCUAUGUGUUGUGUGUGGAGACAAGGCGUCUGGCUACCACUAUAAUGCUCUCACUUGUGAGGGCUGUAAAGGUUUCUUCAGACGGAGCAUAACAAAGAAUGCUGUGUACAAGUGCAAAAGCGGAGGAAACUGUGAGAUGGACAUGUAUAUGCGCAGGAAAUGCCAGGAUUGUCGACUCAGGAAGUGCAAGGAGAUGGGCAUGUUGGCAGAGUGCCUGCUUACAGAGAUCCAGUGCAAAUCUAAACGGCUGCGGAAAAACACCAAGGCCUCCCCGGGACAGUCAACUGGAGAUGAGACAGAGGUGGCAGACAGCAAACAAGUCACAUCAACCACAAAACUGUCAAAGGAAAAAAUUACUGAAGAGCAGCAGGCACUCAUGAAGGCUAUUGUAAAUGCGUACAACAAACAUCAAAUUCCUCAAGAAGUGACCAUAAAACUGCUACAAGAGGAGUACAGUGCUGAGGAAAACUUCCUCCUUUUGACAGAAAUGGCAACAAAUCAAGUCCAAGUUCUGGUGGAGUUUACAAAAAAUAUCCCAGGCUUUGUGACCCUGGAUCAUGAGGAUCAGAUUGCGCUGCUUAAAGGCUCAGCAGUAGAAGCCAUGUUUCUGCGCUCGGCUCAGGUUUUUAGCCGAAAGAUGCCCGUUGGACACACCGAAGUCUUGGAGGAGAGGAUACGUAAGAGUGGCAUUUCAAAAGAGUUCAUCACACCAAUGUUUAACUUUUACAAAAGCAUUGGUGAACUCCACAUGUUGCAGGAGGAGCAGGCCCUCCUCACCGCCAUAACCAUCCUGACACCAGAUCGCCCUUACGUAAAGGAUCAACAUGCUGUAGAGAACCUGCAGGAACCCAUGCUGGACGUGCUAAGGAAGCUGUGCAUUUUGCAGCAUCCGCAGGAGCCUCAGUACUUUGCACGUUUGCUGGGCCGGCUGACCGAGCUGAGAACACUCAACCACUAUCAUGCGGAAAUGCUUACGUCGUGGAGGAUGAACGAUCACAAAUUCACACCGCUACUCUGUGAGAUCUGGGAUGUGCAGUGA
Phycodurus eques (leafy seadragon) is the source of this 1440-nucleotide messenger RNA. It is a transcript of the gene nr1h4, whose product is annotated as nuclear receptor subfamily 1, group H, member 4. Lineage: Eukaryota; Metazoa; Chordata; Actinopteri; Syngnathiformes; Syngnathidae. The transcript has 9 exons. Gene Ontology annotation, cellular component: nucleus. The coding region runs from base 1 to 1440 and encodes 479 amino acids. Gene Ontology annotation, biological process: ecdysone receptor signaling pathway; positive regulation of transcription by RNA polymerase II; negative regulation of transcription by RNA polymerase II. The record is from RefSeq and is a predicted model, not a curated record. Gene Ontology annotation, molecular function: bile acid binding; zinc ion binding; ecdysone binding.